Monopterus albus (swamp eel) is the source of this 1916-nucleotide messenger RNA. RefSeq names its product telomerase protein component 1-like. The coding region runs from base 48 to 1580 and encodes 510 amino acids. The record is from RefSeq and is a predicted model, not a curated record. Lineage: Eukaryota; Metazoa; Chordata; Actinopteri; Synbranchiformes; Synbranchidae. Gene Ontology annotation, biological process: telomere maintenance via recombination. Gene Ontology annotation, molecular function: telomerase activity; telomerase RNA binding. The transcript has 10 exons. Gene Ontology annotation, cellular component: telomerase holoenzyme complex.
UUGAUGAAUGAUGUCUCUCCUGUGCAGACAACAAGUCUCUUCCAUUCAUGGCCAUGCUGAGGAACCUGAGGAACAUGAUCACUAGGGGCAUCAGUGAGGCUCAUCACAAGAAGAUCCUCAGCAGACUGACCAAUAAGAAAGCAGUUAUUCAGAGCCGACAGUUUCCCUUCAGAUUCCUCGCUGCCUACAAAGUCAUCAUGGAGCUUCACACUUUGGCUUCCACAUCACAACAAAAACUUCCCCCUGUUAAGGAGAUCCUGAAAGGCAUCCUGAAGAAGAUUCCCAAGAGCAGGCGCUUCAGAAAAAGCGAUUGGUCGACAACCUCGAGGAGUAGGUUGAAGGUGACCCUGGGAGUGCCAUUUAUCUAUCGAAUAUAUCGAAUGAAGAAGGCCCCGCUCCUAAAGGCCAAUCAGAUGCAGUACACUGUUGCUUUGUUGGAUCGUUACCGCAAAGCUCUGGAGACAGCGGUCCAGAUCUCCUGUUGUCACAACGUGCCCCCGCUCCCUGGACGAACAAUUAUCAUGCUCUCUUCUUGCAUGAGUACUUGUUUGCAGAAACAGGACUUUUGCCUCCCACCAGAUUCCGAGGGAGAAAAAGACGAGGAAGAUGAAGAUGAAGAAGAAUUGGGGAGUAGAAAGAAGAUAAAGGAUGAUGACAAGUUCGCUCCUUCUAUGACGGAAGUGGCGGUUUUGCUCUCUCUAAUGAUUGACAGCAGUGCUGAGGAUAGUCAUCUCUUCUUGUACGACUGGAGUUGCGGUGAAGAUGUCAAGCUGAAGUCUGAUGUCCUUUUGGAAAAUGUGCGAAGUGUCAUGAAACAAAUAAAGGCAUAUGAUGACAAGGACUGCAAUUUCUACUCCAAAUUACUGACCAAGAAAAACAAGGUUGACAACAUCAUCAUGCUGAGUGACAAGUGGAACAGUAGUGAUAUCGAGCAGACCAUCAACAGAUACAGGGAGGAAGUAAACAACAAAGUUCUUGUGGUGCAGAUCUUCUUGGGAGAAGGAAACCCCAGAAACCCAGAAUACAAUGACAGGAACUGUGUGAGGCUGAGUGGCUUCAGUGAGCAAAUGCUGAGGUUUGUGGCAGAACGAGGAUCCUCCAGGCUGCUGGACCAUGUGGAGAAUUUGGACAAAGUGUACAACAUCCCACCACUACAGGGAGCUAAAGGCACCGAGACCGCAAACAAUGUCAUACCAAUACCAGUUAGCCCCAAACUAAGGUGGCAAGGUGUGCGAGUGUUCAUCUCCUCCACCUUCAGAGACAUGCACGGCGAGCGUGACAUGUUGGUGUGGCAUGUCUUUCCAGAGCUCCGCCGCCGCGCUGCGUCACACUGCCUCUACCUGCAGGAGGUGGAGCUGCGUUGGGGUGUGACAGAGGAGGAGUCGGUUCGAACCACUGAGCUGUGCCUGUCAGAGGUGUGUCGCAGCCAGAUGAUGAUAGGAAUCCUGGGGGAGAGGUACGGCUUGGUGCCCCCCAGACCUGUCCUCCCCGACCUGCCGCAGUACAGCUGGGUAAAUAAAAUUACACAUAGAAUUAAUAAGUGGAGCUGUGGAAACAGUGAGCUCAGUACAAUGCUGUGAUUGUGUACAAGAAAAACAGCCUUUCUCAAAUUAGUCUUUCCAGUUUUACAUACAAUGAAAUCAAAUAAAUCAGGGAAUCUGCAGGUGUUAAAAAGCAUUGAUUUAGAUUUCCUAAAAAGUCUUACAUUUCAUUUACACAGGUCUUAAUUAUUUUUCUAGCCAGCUGUAAGUAAUGUUAGUUAUAAUAUGUUUUAGCAAAACCUGGCUGAAAGAUCUCUAAUACUAUUAUUCCAGACCUCUGACCUUAUAUGUGUCAGGUCCGCUCGGCGCGGCCUGCCUCUCUUCCUCCUUUCUCUCUCUCAACCUGCGGGAUCGGCACCUCUGCUGUGUUGCAUU